Molecule: messenger RNA, 651 nt
Organism: Otolemur garnettii (small-eared galago)
Lineage: Eukaryota; Metazoa; Chordata; Mammalia; Primates; Galagidae
Product: taste receptor type 2 member 10-like
Exons: 1
Biological process (GO): G protein-coupled receptor signaling pathway; detection of chemical stimulus involved in sensory perception of bitter taste; sensory perception of taste
Cellular component (GO): membrane
Molecular function (GO): G protein-coupled receptor activity
Source: RefSeq, a predicted model, not a curated record
AUGCUAAGUGUAGUAGAAGGCAUCUUCCUUUCUGUUGCAAUUAUUGAGUCCAUCCUGGGAGUUUUAGGGAACGGGUUUAUUGCACUUGUGUACUGCAUUGACUGUGUCAGGAAUAAGCUCACUAUUCUUGGCUUUAUUCUCACUGGCUUAGCAAUUUCUAGAAUUUGUCUGAUAGGGAUGAUAAUCAUACAAGGAUUAAUGCACAUAUUGUCUCCAGAUAUCUAUUACUCUAUUAACCACUUUGAAUAUAGUAGUUACAUGUGGCUAAUUAUUAAUCAAUCCAGUGUCUGUUUUGCCAGCAGCCUCAGCAUCUUCUAUUUCCUGAAGAUAGCAAACUUUCCCCACUACAUAUUCCUCUGGUUGAAAAUGAGAAUUGGUAGAAUUCUUCUUCUUCUGAUGGGAUUCUUGCUUAUUUUAUUGUUAAUUAUACUUCCACAAGUCAUGAAGUACUUUAAUGAUAAUAAAAUGAAGAGCAGAAACACAACCUGGCUAUUCAACAUGCAUAAAAAUGAACUCUUUAUUCAAAACCUUUGGCUAAAUGUCGGAGUCAUCUUCUUCUUCACACUAUCAUUAAUUCCAUGCUUCCUAUUAAUCAUUUCCCUUUGGAGACACAACAGGAAGAUGCAAUUGAACAGCACAGGAUUCAGAGAC